Molecule: messenger RNA, 1777 nt
Organism: Lactuca saligna
Lineage: Eukaryota; Viridiplantae; Streptophyta; Magnoliopsida; Asterales; Asteraceae
Source: the annotation of a GenBank genome assembly
CGCUGUCUCAUAAUCAAUAAACCUCAAAAACAAAUAGAUUCUUAGUGUUCCUUGUCUCCAUAGUUUGAGGAGAUUUCUACGAAUUCCAGAAAAUGGAAAUGAACACAUGCACGAUACUUUUGAAUUCAAAGAGGAGUUCUGAUCCUAAAAAAGUUAGUAUAACAGAGUCGAUUCAGGGAGCGAACAAUGCUGUGAAAUGGGUCGAUAGUUGUGAAGCUUGUUUGGAAGAUGGUAAGAAGCCGUGUAACAAAUGUAUUAACGAAGAAAAUGAGGUAAAGUUUGAGGUUAAAAACGAGAUAAAUGAUGGGGAUACGCAUGCAAGCGAUGCCAAUAGUUCUUUUCUUCAAUCUGUCGUUAAUAUGAUCGGAAUGCUCAUAGGUCUUGGCCAACUAUCAACAUCAUAUGCUCUAGAAAACGGAGGGUGGAUUUCUUCAUUUCUUCUUGUAGCCCUUGGAAUCGCAUGCGCAUACACCUCCCACCUUCUUGGAAAAUGCCUCGAAAACAACAAGAAAGCAAGAAACUACACAGAUAUCGGCCACCAUGCCUUCGGGAGCCGUGGAAGAGCAAUCGCAGCAACAUUUAUCUACUUGGAGAUCUUCAUGGCACUUGUUUCCUACACGAUAUCAUUGCAUGACAACUUGAAAAUGGUCUUCUUUGGAACCAAUGUCCAGUUCUCAUGGGUUCACCACUUGUCUACUUCUCAAGUCCUGACUGUGUUUGCGGUGUUGGUGGCACUUCCUAGCCUCUGGCUGAGAGAUCUUGCAUCCAUUUCGUUCCUCUCUACUAGCGGCAUCAUCAUGUCGCUAAUGAUUUUCGUGACAGUAGCAUGCACCGCAGUGUUUGGAGGUGUCACCGCCAAUCACACGAUCCCUGCUCUUAGGCUAAGGAACAUACCACACAUAUCCGGUCUGUAUGUCUUCAGCUAUGGUGGCCAUAUUGUGUUUCCUGAUAUACACAGGGCUAUGAAAGACCCCUCCAAGUUUACUAAGGUGUCUAUCGUAAGCUUCACAUUUGUGACCUCGCUAUAUGCAUCUUUAGCAUUCAUGGGAGCGAAACUUUUUGGACCGGAAGUAAAUCCGCAAAUUACCCUGAGCAUGCCUCGAGGCCUUGUGUUCACAAAGAUCGCAUUAUGGGCUACUGUUUUGACACCAAUGACCAAAUACGCACUCGAAUUUGCACCAAUUGCAAUAGAACUCGAACAUCGGUUCCUUUACUCGAUGAAGUCUCGAACCAAGACGAUCAUAAGGGGCACAAUCGGGUCGAUCUUGUUGUUACUUAUACUGGUCUUAGCCCUAUCAGUGCCGUACUUCCAGUAUGUCCUUGGACUUACGGGUUCGCUCGUUAGUGUGGCAAUAGUACUCAUUUUCCCAUCGGUAUUCUAUAUCAAGAUCUUUUGGAACCAGAUAUCGAAGCCCAUUUUGGCUCUUAAUGUGUUCCUAAUCGCAAUCGGCUGUCUUCUUGCGAUCUCGGGUACCAUCUCGUCUAUGAAAUUGCUCGUGGAAAAUUUUGUGAGGCUCCACUGAGGUCGAUAAUCGGAUGUAUAAUAUGGUGAACAAUUAAGUAUUGGUGAAAUGUGUCAAACUAUGUAUAAUGAUUUGUCAACUCGACUGCUUUAAUUAAUUCUUAUUUAAAACGUAUUCAUCGAUUAUGACAGUUGGUCGUGUGAAUUGUGAUAAGUACGAAAAUAUAGAGAAGAUAAUAUUAAAUAUGUAUUCACUAUUAUUGUGAACUUGGGGUUUUCACUGAAAGCUGAGUUUUAGCGAUUACAGAAGUUGUC